AUGGUGGUGAUGGCAAUGGCGGUGGCGAUAGUGGUUUGUGGGUGCUGGUGGGGGAGUGGGAGUGGUAGUGGCAGCGGUAGCAGUUGUGGUGAUGUUGAUGAUGUUGGCGGUGGUUGUGGUAGUGGUGACAAUGGGGGUGAUGAUGGGGUUGAUAGUGGGGGUGGUUGUGGUGGUGGCAGUGGGGGUAAGGGUGGUGGUGGGGCUGGUAAUGAGGGCAACGGUGGGAGGGUGAUGAUAGCGGCGAUGAUGACGAUGACUUUGGUUGUGGCGGCGGCGGUUGUGGUGAUAGCCAAGAUAAGAUGGUGGUGA
Messenger RNA from Prunus armeniaca (apricot), 309 nucleotides. NCBI's taxonomy places the organism in Eukaryota, Viridiplantae, Streptophyta, Magnoliopsida, Rosales, Rosaceae. The record is from the annotation of a GenBank genome assembly.